Molecule: messenger RNA, 2703 nt
Organism: Pollicipes pollicipes
Lineage: Eukaryota; Metazoa; Arthropoda; Thecostraca; Pollicipedomorpha; Pollicipedidae
Product: ammonium transporter Rh type A
Exons: 10
Coding region: 37-1395 (452 amino acids)
Biological process (GO): ammonium transmembrane transport; ammonium homeostasis
Cellular component (GO): plasma membrane
Molecular function (GO): ammonium channel activity
Source: RefSeq, a predicted model, not a curated record
GGCGGCGGCAGCAGCGCGCGCGCGUGUGGAGCAGUCAUGGCUCGCUCGAUGAGCGGCCGCGCACCGCACCCGUACGUCAUCGUCGGGCUGCAGCUGCUGUUCGUCAUCUUGUUCGGAGUGUUCGCCAACUAUGCGACCACCAAGCCCGGCGUCAGCGACGGGCCGGCGGCGCUGCUGCCCAGGAUAUACGGCAUGUUCCAGGAUGUCCACAUCAUGAUCUUCGUCGGCUUCGGCUUCCUGAUGACGUUCCUGAAGCGCUACGGACUCAGCGCGGUCAGCAUCAACUUCUUGAUCGCGGCCGUGGUGCUGCAGUGGGCUUUGCUCGUCAACGGCUUCUUCCACCUGCACGACGGCAAGAUCGAGAUCGACGUCGUCAGCCUGCUGGGGGCCGAUUUCACCGCAGCCUGUGUACUCAUCUCGUUCGGCGUAGUGCUGGGCAAGACGACGCCCACUCAGCUGCUCCUGAUGGCUCUCAUAGAGGUGCCCAUUUUUGUCGUGAAUGAAAUCAUUGGUCGGAAGUACCUCCAGGUAUCUGACAUGGGCGAUUCCAUAUUCGUUCAUACCUUCGGAGCUUACUUUGGCCUGGCUGUCAGCUUCGUGCUGUACAGAAAGGACAGCGAUAGCGACAACGCUGCCUCCAACACCAUCUCGGACCUGUUCUCAAUGAUCGGAACUGUGUUUCUCUGGUGCUUCUGGCCCAGCUUCAACUCGGCGCUGGCCCAGGGCGACGACCAGAACCGCGCCGUCAUCAACACCUACCUCUCGCUGUGCGCCAGCUGCAUCGUCUCGUUCGCGGUGUCCGCCCUGCUUGACAAGCAGAGCCGAUUCUCGAUGGAGCACGUGCAGAACGCCACGCUGGCGGGCGGCGUGGCCAUCGGCACGGCCGCCGACAUGAUAGUCCAGCCGUACGGCGCCCUGCUGGUCGGCAGUGUCGCCGGCGCCCUCGCCGUCGUCGGCUUCCAGCUCAUCACGCCGGCGCUCGACAAGCACUGUCGGAUCCACGACACAUGCGGCGUCCACAACCUGCACGGCAUGCCCGGGAUCCUGGCCUCCACCGUCGGGGCCAUCAUGGCGGCCAUGGCCUCUCCGGAGCAGUACGGAGCCAGUCUGUUCGUGAUCUUCCCGGCACGCGCGGAGACGGCGCUGGCCGAGGAGACGCCGGUCGCCGGCCGCUCGGCCUCCGUCCAGGGCGGCAUGCAAAUGCUGGCGCUGAUCAUCACGCUGGUCAUCUCCGUGGUCACUGGUCUGCUGACGGGCCUGCUGCUGAAGCUGCGUUUCUGGGAGCGGCUGGAGACGGGCGACCUGUUCAGCGACCGGCGCUACUUCGUCGUGCACGACGAGCCGCCUCCAGAGCCGGCCGAGCCCGGUAACACCACGAGCGAUACGCACAUCUGAGCCGCCCACGUCCGGGGUCACCCGACCGGGGCACGCGUGCUUGAUCCCUUGUGGCGUCUGAUCGGAGGCACGCAUUUCUGAUCCCCGCGGCGGUUACCGGGGCACGCAUACUUCACCCCUAGCUGCGCCAGACGGAAGGCACAUGCACCUAGUUCCGUGCGGAGGCUGGCAAUCGUAGCAGAAGCCCUGCCGCUCUCCUCCCAGCCCAAUGUGACCCGGGAUGGUAGCCUACCGUCGACGCGCACACGUGCUCCCUUGCGACGCCUGGCAGCACAGUCCGAUGAAUCACGCGUACGUGUGCCCCUCGUCCCGCCUGGGUAAGUAAUGUGAGCGCCGACCGCCUGCGCUCGUCCCGGGACACCUGGUGAGAUGAUCUAACCAAUAAUGCUCACAUCCGCCCCUGUCGUGCCGCCUGGAAGGCAGCCACAUCGCCUUAAGCGCGCAGCGGACCACGCGUCUCCCAGCAGCUGUGGGUCACACGGAUCUGGUGCGCGUGCGGCGGGCUCAGGGGAGGGGUUCUACGGCCGUGCAUGAGUAUGUUAGAUAUGCGUCAUGCCCAAGGUUGGCCGACAGAGGUGUCUGUCUCUACUUGUUUUAGAUGUUGGUUUCCGGACACUGAACUGUACUUUCUACGGGCGUAUAAGUUUUUAUACUACACUUCGCGGGCACUUUGACCGUACAGCUCGAGCGCUCGAAGUCCCAUUUACCUCUACUGCUACUGCUACGCCUCGACGAAGAUGGCACAGCGGUUCUGAGCAUAAUGUUAACAGCAAAAGCAUUCGUCUGAUUAAUAUGGGGUGAAGUAACGCGCUUGUAUCGUAACUGUGUCCCAGCUAUGCCUGUGCCAGUGCGAGGCUGAUAUUGUAAUCCCCACUCUGUCCUCACCAUUGCAUUGACCGAUAAGAAAAGAAUACUAAGGGCCAGCCAAGGUUAACAGAGAUGCAAGCUUUGGAUAGUGUUUCGAUGCACUUGUGCUUUCGCCUUUCUUGAGAAGUCUCGUCCCUUAUCCUUGUCGCUGUCCUCCCCUCCUUCACCCGACCUCCCCGACUGGAUCCAUGAUAGGCUACGUACAAAAUGGGAUAACACGUGAUCAUCUUAUCUCUGGCGCCCGUGUGCCAGCGGGAGACGCCAAGCAAGGUGAAUGAAGCGUGCCAUGAUCCCUCCGCCGUACAAACGCUCAUCGGAGUGUGUAUCAUGAAUUUGUCACGCGCUGUAGUGAUGUGCGUCUUAAACAUGCCAGUUACGACUGCUGUCACUAAGAAUAUUUUAAUGAUGCCGUCGUUACUAAUAUAGCAAUGCAAACGUAUG